Asterias rubens (European starfish) is the source of this 3091-nucleotide messenger RNA. RefSeq names its product zinc finger protein 502-like. Gene Ontology annotation, cellular component: nucleus. The record is from RefSeq and is a predicted model, not a curated record. NCBI's taxonomy places the organism in Eukaryota, Metazoa, Echinodermata, Asteroidea, Forcipulatida, Asteriidae. The coding region runs from base 155 to 2401 and encodes 748 amino acids. The transcript is spliced from 4 exons.
GGCUGUUGCAAUAAGUUGUCUCCCACUCUCAUGCCACAAGAAAUCUGAGUUUUUAACGCAAGAAAAUGGAGCAUAAGGCCGACUGAGGAGAAACUGACGAGCAUUCUAUGCCAGGAUGGGUCUCAGCUGAAAGUAAGGUUAAAGAUCCCCCACCAUGCAUCCUCAUUGCCUUUUCGUCUGUCGAGGGGGUAAGACAAAGGAGCGUGGUGUCUGGGCAAUGGAAUGUAUCGACAAAGGGGUGUGGUUUGGACCUCUGGAGGGGCGUAUUCUACCAGCUACUGGAGAUCAUCAACCAUCGAAUGGUAUGCCUCACACCUGGGAGAUUCAAUGUGGGGAAACGUUCUGCAAAGUCCUGAAAGUCUGUGAUGACGAAAACACUAACUGGCUACGUCACGUAACUUCUACGUAUGUCACCUGGACUGGAGUGAACAUGGCCGCCUACCAGUACAAGGACAAGAUCUUUUACGUCACCACAAAGGUCGUAGGUCAUGGUCAUGAGUUGAUUCUGGGAUUGAACGACGGUGAACAUUGCAAAGAUGUUAUAAACGGUGGGAGAAAGUCGACAGGGGGCCUGAAAGGUAUCGUGUAUGAUAAAAGAUGCAGUGUGUGUCAUCGAAAGUACCACAGAACCCCAAUACCAGCUCACCGCAGUGACAUACGGGAGCACACUGAGAAUCAAGUCAUCCGCAUCAACGAUUGUUUCCCAAUCCUGAAACUAUCCCUUGGUGACUUCAGGCAAGCGCACCAUCUUAACCGGGAUGAUACCCAGGAUACGGGUGGCGAAAAGAAUCACAACUCAAACAGCCGUAUGGUAUCGUCCUGUAAGGUGUUUUGUUGUGUGCUUUGUGGGUGGAGUUUCAGGACGUUCGCCAGAUACGCAUCACACAGGAGGAAUCAUGAACUAAGAUAUCUCAAAUAUAGAAUAAAGACAAGACAUCAAAGCUUGAAAUCCAGUUGUGGAGAAAUUGUAGAAUCUUCCACAGAAAUCAAAAGCAGUCACGUAAAGCCUUCGCAUUCAACGGACGAGGUAAAUAGACUCGCGGGAAAAGUUCGGGUGUGCGAGAUUACGGAAAGGGCGGGAAGGGAGUCAAUCUUGUCAAAGAAGCGGGAGAAUUCAACUCUUGCAUCAGAUUCACAAAGUACCGUUUGUGACGAAGUGGUGCCGGUGAAAUACCAACCCAAGGUGCCGGUGAAAGACCAACCCAAGGUGCCUGUAAAAGAUCAACCUAAAGCCACACCACCCACCAUUAAAAAACAGGGUAUCAAAAACAAUAGGCGGACACGUUUAGAAAAACAACCCGUUGAGGUGGAGAGUCAGAAUCGGGCAUCCUUGAGGAGUAAAACCUGUCCGACCAUUGAAACUAAUCGGAGCACAAACCCGCCAUCUUCGGGGAGAAAUGCAAUUGCUGUUUGUGUAAAGAGACGUGGUAGGCCUAAAACAUGCAAAGUUUCAGCCAAAGAAAACGGAGGAACCAAAACCAGCAGAUUUUUGUGCACAGUGUGCGAGAAGUCUUUCACCAGCAACGCAAACUUGUGCAAGCACACGCGCAUUCACACGGGUGAGAAACCGUACGUGUGUAGUUACUGUGCCAAGUGUUUUGCAGAGGUGAGCAACCUGAACAAGCAUCUGCGCAUUCACACUGGCAUCACGCCGUACAAGUGCGAGGAGUGUCCCAAGAACUUCAAGUACUUGAAGGCUUUCAAACUUCACGUGCGGAAUCACGAGAGGGGACCGGUCACUUACAAGUGCAAUAUCUGCGAAAGAAAAUUCAACCAGAAAGGGCCGUACAAGACGCACGAACAGUGGGCCCACAGACGGGAACGACCAUUCAAGUGCAAAGUGUGCAAGAUGGGUUUCAAGAGAGAGGGCGGGCUGCAGAUGCACCGUGAUAAAAUGCACCCUCGUGCGGACGUCAAGCAAAGUAAAAAACGCGGGAAGCGGCCAAAUGUUAAAAGUGACUCUCCCGCCGAUAUCGGGCGCCCUCACCGCUGUAAAGACUGCGGGAAGGGGUUCAAGUUCAACUAUGCACUAAAGCAACACGUGAGGACACAUACGGGUGAGAAGCCUUUCAAGUGUACCGAAUGUGACGCAGCCUUCGCUCAGAGCUCUAACCUUACCAGCCACCGGCGCAUCCACACCGGGGAAACCCCGUACAGGUGCCACCACUGCGAGAAGAGCUUCUCGUGUGCACAGAAUCUCCGGAGUCACCUGCGUGUUCACACGGGUGAGAAGCCGUAUAAAUGCCCGAGUUGCCCGGCUAGGUUUGCCUACAGCAGCUACCUGACUACCCAUAACUUGAUUCACAUGAAUAAGAAACCUCACCAGUGCACUAUCUGCAAUAAAGAGUUCCGCCAUGCUGCGAGUUAUAAAAUCCAUUGCCGGACACACUCAAGGAAAUGAAACUUAUAUUAGCCAUUUGUGUGUACAACAUUUUUGUAAAAUUGAAAGUAUAAAUGCUAACAGAUUUGGAUUUGGGUUUGGUAUAAAGAUUGUCAAAGUGAGAAACCUUCCUUGAAAUAGUUUUGCUUAAAACGAAAACGUUUUUAGGAAAUUAGUAAACAAUGUUCUCUAUCACGCGCGUCCGGCCAAAACCUGAUUUUUGAAAACUGUGGAAACACAUUUAAGGGUGUUUUUUACUGUUUCCUCAUGACCGACUCUGAUGACCGAUUGAGCUGAAUCUUGCACAAGUUUGUUAGUCCAUGUUUUAAUGUAUAAUCAUGUUAGGUCACAUACACUGCAGAUACUGGUCUUUAAAAAAAUAAACAAUUCAAAACCGGCCUCGUUAUAGGCCUCGUAUCUUUUAUUUCGUUUAUCACAACUUCACCAUGGCAUUUCCGCAGAUAUCAAUGGAGAUGUCUCUGUCUGAAACAAAAAUACUGACCUGUGACGUCAUCAUCACAAUAAUCAAAUGGGCUUUACGCGAGGCAACUUUUACAGCCAAGUGCAGUGCAUGUUAGGAUCCCUUUGGUCAUUGAGUCAUUUUUGAAUAGUGUAUACUAUCAACAGGAAAUGUGUGAAUAUUGAAAUGCAAAUAUUAAUUUUGGUUUUUACCCAUAAACCGAUAUGUGUUAGCACUGUAAACUCAGUACU